UUAUACCAAACUCAAACAAAUCCAACCUUCUCUCUCUCUCCUGCAAAAUUCUGUAUAAACUACAUACAGAAAGAAAGGAGAAGAUAAUUUUGUAGUGAAAUCCGCCAUUGUUAUAUAUGGAGAAACUCAUCUAUUCAACAAACUCAUUUCCCUCUAAACUAUAUUCCUCUCAUCCUCUCCUUCCAAGUAGAAUUCGCCAUGUAGAUUUUAAGCUUCCUUCACUGUUGCGUAUUCAGUCGCGUCGAGUCAACUCGUUAUCCAUCAAGUGCUUCCAUGAUUCUUCUUCUUCAUCAUCAUUAUCAACCGAAACCGAAAAUGGGUAUGAGAAAAACCCAUUUGCAUUUCCGGGUUUUGGAUAUGGAUCCGGGUCGAAAACUCAUUUUCUCAAGGAGAUUGGUGAAAGGAUAUCUCAGCAAAACAAGGUCCUUUCUGCAAGUACCAUAGUUCUUCUGUCGGCUGUGUUUGUUGUGCUCAUCCAUCCGGUCAUUGUUUCACCAGCUUUUGCUAGUUUCCAAACGGCAGCUAAGGCUGGAGGGCCGGCUGCAGCAGCACUGGGGAGUCGAUUUGUUCGCAAUGAACUACUAAGCAGUGCAUGGACUGGUUUCUUUGCUGGUUGCCUACACACCCUAUCAGGUCCUGACCAUCUUGCUGCUUUGGCUCCUUUGUCAAUAGGCCGCACAAGGAUGGAGAGUGCGGCAGUGGGAGCCCUCUGGGGUUGUGGUCAUGAUGCUGGGCAGUUGAUCUUUGGCCUGUUGUUUCUGCUCUUAAAGGACAGACUCCACAUUGAAGUUAUUCGUACAUGGGGAACAAGAGUAGUAGGGUUCACCCUUCUUGUUAUUGGAGCAAUGGGAAUUAAAGAAGCAUCUGAAGUUCAUUCCCAGUUUGUUGCCCUGGAAAAUGGUGAUAGUGAGGUUAGUGUAUAUGAAAGCAUUAAUACUCCAGUUAUCGGGAAGAAGAAGAAAGUGGGGUUCACAACCUUUGCAACCGGCAUUGUCCACGGGCUUCAACCUGAUGCGCUGCUGAUAAUCCUGCCAGCGCUUGCUUUGCCUUCUCGGUUAGCUGGUGCUGCCUUCUUGGGUAUGUUCUUGGUUGGAACUGUUAUGGCUAUGGGUAGCUAUACUGUGUUUAUAGGCUCAUGUAGUCAGGCAUUGAAAGAUAGAGUUCCUAGAAUUACUGAAAAGCUCACUUGGGCCUCUUCCCUUAUUGCAAUUGGUUUAGGCCUUGCUAUAAUCAUCAGCCAAUUUUUUGGUUUUAGCCUAUACUAACCGAAAUCCGGCGUUUCAUUUGUUUAUCUUCAAUAUUAGGUAAUGUAUUUUUUUUUGAGAUUAUAUUUUUUGAUUGAAGAUUCAUCUUGUAGCAUCAUUAAUGAUAUCUUCAAGUUGUUCAUUUGUUUAUCUUCAUUAUUAGGUGAUGGACUGGGAAGCAUUCACUAUCAUUUGAUAUAUCAUUCUGUUCCUACUUGCAAGUUUUAAUUCAUGUUUGUUUGGCAAAGGGAGCGGGCGGGUUGAGCCUUUCAUCGUUGAAAUUUCAACCCGUGUGUUUCAAUUUAUUUGUCCUAUUUUGGCUUGAUAUUUGGUGCAUUCGCAAAUGCGAAGGUCAGUUAUCUGGAUGGAUGAUGAUUAUAUUUAUAGCAAAGAGGAGUAUAAAUUGGACAUUUUCGAAUUUAGGUAAGACCCUAAUUUUUACUUUUUUUUUAUUGGCAAAGAGGAGUUUGUGGGGAAAUUUCUUGUUGGAUUGUUUCAGACCCAAAUCAUUGAGGUAAUUAUUCCCUAACACCUUUGGGUUAAUAUAAUACUUGAUUUUAGUCUG
Solanum dulcamara is the source of this 1809-nucleotide messenger RNA. Its product is annotated as chloroplast protein FOR GROWTH AND FERTILITY 2-like. The transcript has 2 exons. Bases 117 to 1265 code for a protein of 382 amino acids. Lineage: Eukaryota; Viridiplantae; Streptophyta; Magnoliopsida; Solanales; Solanaceae. The record is from RefSeq and is a predicted model, not a curated record.